Molecule: messenger RNA, 2834 nt
Organism: Cloeon dipterum
Lineage: Eukaryota; Metazoa; Arthropoda; Insecta; Ephemeroptera; Baetidae
Gene: Ctl2
Product: Choline transporter-like 2
Exons: 14
Coding region: 293-2500 (735 amino acids)
Biological process (GO): transmembrane transport
Molecular function (GO): transmembrane transporter activity
Source: RefSeq, a predicted model, not a curated record
ACACAACAAACAACAGAGAACAGGUGGAGGUGGCGUUGGUAGCUUUGCUAAACACUGAAUGCUGUCUGCGCCGCAGUGGCAGUCCCUCUCCGCAAGAUAAGAUAGAGGCGAGGAAUGAGUAUAACAUUUAAUUUGGGCAGCCAGUGUGAUUACUGUGAGUCGGUCGUGCUGUGAACAGUGCUGAUUUCGGACACCCGCGGGACGAAGGCGUCAGAACGUUUGCCUGCGUCUGUUGCUAAGGCAGGCAGUCUCUCCCGGUCUCUCCCUGGUAUAAUCUUCUCAACUAACCAAAAUGGGCUCUGUAGUAGAGGAGGAAAUCGUCAAGAAAAACUACGGCUCGCCUCUAAAGCAUUCUCCAGAUUUCCACGGUCCUUUAAAGAGCCGCUCAUGCACCGAUGUUCUGUGCUUCUUACUGUUCUUGGUGUUCAUUGGGGGCUGGGUCGUAAUCGCCACUUUGGCCUACAAGACCGGUGACCCUGAGCGACUGAUCUACCCCACCGACUCCCUGGGCAGGAGAUGCGGUGUGGAUGACCUGGUCAAGGACAAACCUCACCUCUUUUUUUUCGACCUUACAAAAUGCGCGUCGCCGACCGUCUUGGUGACUGGCUGUCCCACGCCACAGGUGUGCGUCAAUAAGUGCCCUGACACAGACUUUGCUGCAAGUUAUUACUUGAUCAAGAAGGACCUGGCAGGGCUGAAGAAGCAUCUGAUUUGCAAAUACGAGAUUGACGUGUCCAGCAUCAAUUCCUUACAAAAGGCACAGGAACACAUUGACCGCAACGAGUGCGCCUCUUGGUACAUCCAAAGCAAACCACUGUCGUUCUUUGCCCCUGGCUUUAUGGAUCCAAAAACAAAUGAGACCAUUGCCGGGAGAUGCAUACCAAGCAAAGCUCUUGAGGCUGGCAGCGAGAUGGUGAGGCUGGUCAUCGAUGGCGAAAUGUACGACGCGAACAAGAUCAACUCUGAUGUCAUGGUCAACGCCACCAAAAUCCUCGCUGCUUUCUCCAGCUCGGAAGAGGUCGGCGAGAUGCUGCUGCAAGACUUGACAGGCUCGUGGCACUUGGUUUUGCUCGGUUUAGUCGAGGCCAUGGUUUUGUGCCUCUUCUACAUCUUCAUCAUGCGGUUCCUGGCCGAGCCCAUGGUUUGGUUGUCCCUGUUUGGCUCCAUCAUUUUGCUUUCCUUCUUCAUCUACACGUGCUAUGAGCGGUACACAACGCUGGCGUCGCUGUCGAUGUCUAAGCUGCCGGACCCAAGCCUGGGUGACAUCUUCACUGGCAACUUCAAAGCGUACCUGGCCGUGCGGGAGACGUGGCUCGUGAUGGGCAUCAUCGCCAUCGUCGUGCUGGUGAUUGUGCUGCUGAUCACCCUUGCGCUGCGCAACCGACUCCGCAUCGCCAUCGCGUUGAUCCGCGAGGCGAGCAAGGCCGUCGGCUCCACGAUGAGCACCAUGGUGUUCCCGGUGGUGCCGUGGCUGCUGCAGCUCGGCGUGCUGACCUUUGGCGUCAGCGUCAUGGUCUACCUUGCUUCCUCCGGCUACCCUGUCUACCGCGUCAACGGUAUGAGCAGCGGCGACUGCGUCUGCUCUUCGCCAGACUUCCAGGAUGGCUACGAGUGCAGUAUGGAUAUGUUCAAGAAAAUGUGCAAAGACAAGUCCGGCGGUGAGUGCCUGAAGGCUUCCUGCUCUUUCUACGCGUAUCGCAGUGACACCAGGAUCAAGUGGUUCCACUUUUACAACAUCGUCGGGCUCUUCUGGGGUCUCUUCUUCAUUUCCGCUUUUGGAGAAAUGGUUUUAGCAGGAACGUUCGCGUCGUGGUACUGGACUUUCAAGAAGGAAAACGUCCCCUACUUUACAGUUACCAACGCCUUCUUCAGAACCAUCAGGUACCACAUGGGCACGUUGGCAUUCGGCUCGCUGGUGAUCACGAUCUGCCGGUUGAUCAGGCUCGUCCUCGAGUGGGUGGACCAUAAGCUGAAGAAGUACCAGGACAACAGCUUCGCGCGCGGCAUACUGUGCUGCUGCCGCUGCUGCUUCUGGUGUCUGGAGAAGUUUUUGCGUUUCCUCAACCGGAAUGCGUACAUCAUGUGCGCCGUGCAUGGCAAGAACUUCUGCAACUCGGCCAAGGACGCUUUCUUCCUUCUCAUGAGGAACGUUGUCAGGGUCGUCGUCCUCGACAAAGUGACAGACUUUUUGCUCGGUCUUGGCAAGCUGCUGAUCGUGUGUGCGAUGGGGGCGCAGUGGUUCUACAUCCUGAGCAGGCGCGUGACCUACUUCAACGAGAGCGUGCCUGAGCUCAACUACUACAUGGUGCCAGUUUUCAUCAUCGUGAUCGGCUCGUACUUCAUUGCCUCCGUUUUCUUCAACGUGUACGCCAUGGCAGUGGACACUCUCUUCCUCUGCUUCCUUGAGGACAAUGAGCGAAACGACGGAUCUGCCGAGAAGCCAUACUUCAUGCCGGCAAAGCUCUUGAGAAUUCUUAGCAAGAAAAACAAACUUGAGUAGCAGGACCAAAUAUCUAUAGCGUGCCAAUGUUUUUGUAUUUUUCUAUGGUUCAUUUGUCUUGCAGCCGAGUUCCUCUUUUAUACAGAUUUUAAAGUAAAUUAUUUUCCCCACUAAUAUUGAAAACAUGACUCAAUGUUCUAUGUACUGAAGUAUUUUAACAAACGAAAAAAAAACUCAAAUUUAAUACACCUAUAAAUAAGAUUUCUAUUUUGUAGACGUAGAUAAUGGAUAAUCAUCAAAGAGGGUGUGAUCUCAGUUUUAAGCUUGAUUGUGUAUUCAUCAAAAGGCCAACUACCCAGCCGUAUUCAAUUAAAAUCAAAAUCAUUCAAACCAA